AUGGAAGCACCAAGAAGUUGCAGCUCACCAUGCUGCUUGCUCAUCUUUGUGUUAGCACUGGCCCGUUGGUGCAGCAUCUCAAUGGCCACCUGUACCUUCACCAUAUCGAACUACUGCUCCCAGCCCAUAUGGCCAGGGACACUCGCCGGCGCGGGCACACCGCAGCUGUCGACGACAGGGUUGAGGCUCGACCCUGGGCAGACCGUGCAGGUUCCGGCGCCGACGGGGUGGUCCGGCCGGAUGUGGGCGCGUACUGGCUGCGUGUUCGACGCGAGCGGCAUGGGCGCGUGCCAGACCGGUGACUGCGGCGGGCGCAUGGAGUGCGCCGGCACCGGCGCGACGCCUCCGGCGACACUGUUUGAGAUCACGCUGGGGAAGGGCGCCGCCGACCUGGACUACUACGACGUGAGCCUCGUGGACGGGUACAACCUUCCGGUCGUCGCCGUCCCGCGGGAGCGGCAGGGCGGCGGCUGCAACGCCACCGGCUGCACGGCCGACCUCAACCGCUCGUGUCCCAAGGAGCUGCAGGUGGACAACGGCGGCGGAACGGUGGCGUGCCGGAGCGCGUGCGAGGCGUUCGGGCAGGACAGGUACUGCUGCAGCGGCGCAUACGCGACGCCGACGACGUGCCACCCGACGGCCUACUCGUCCAUCUUCAAGUCGGCGUGCCCGCGCGCGUACAGCUACGCCUACGACGAUGGCUCCAGCAUCUUCACCUGCAACACCGCCGACUACACCAUCGCCUUCUGCCUCCCUCCCUCCGGGUAAUCUCGCCGGCGUCUCAGAACACUGUUUGCUGCCAGUAACACUGAUCGGAACCAAGAAACACUGACAUGCGCUUCUGAUCUCACCAAUUCUGACGAACCAACCAAGAACUCAUCCUUGACGUCUGCCAAAAGUUCAGACUUCAGAUUCAA
Molecule: messenger RNA, 917 nt
Organism: Phragmites australis (common reed)
Lineage: Eukaryota; Viridiplantae; Streptophyta; Magnoliopsida; Poales; Poaceae
Product: pathogenesis-related thaumatin-like protein 3.5
Exons: 2
Coding region: 1-768 (255 amino acids)
Biological process (GO): defense response
Cellular component (GO): extracellular region
Source: RefSeq, a predicted model, not a curated record